Antechinus flavipes (yellow-footed antechinus) is the source of this 2460-nucleotide messenger RNA. It is a transcript of the gene OTUD1, whose product is annotated as OTU deubiquitinase 1. NCBI's taxonomy places the organism in Eukaryota, Metazoa, Chordata, Mammalia, Dasyuromorphia, Dasyuridae. Bases 5 to 1246 code for a protein of 413 amino acids. Gene Ontology annotation, biological process: protein deubiquitination. The transcript has 2 exons. Gene Ontology annotation, molecular function: cysteine-type deubiquitinase activity. The record is from RefSeq and is a predicted model, not a curated record.
GGACAUGCAGCUCUACAGCCCCGGCUUCAGCCACUACCCCUCGGGGGGACCCGCCGCCGCAUCCCCGCCCUCCGCGGCCCCCGCCCCCUUCAAGGUCUCCUUGCAGCCUCCGGACCCCGCCGCCGAAGCCGCCGGCGCUGACUGCCUUCCAGCCGCCGCCCCCGCCGCCGACGCCCGAGAAGCCUCUGCCGCUGCCACCGCCGCGAUGCCCGCCUUCUCCUCGUGCUUCGAGAUGGUGCCGCCGGGGGCCGCCGCCCCUGCAGCCGCCGCGGCCGCGGGCUCGUGUAAGCCGCCGCUGCCUCCGCCGCCGCCGCCGCCGCCCCCGCCGCCGCACUACACGUCCACGGCGCAGAUGAGCGUGCGCUGCUUGGGCCCCGAGCGCACCGCGCUGCGAGGCCUGGAGCCCUGCGCCCGGCCGCCCGAGCCGCCGCGCCGCUGUUCCUCGUCAGCCUGGCUGCUGGAGGAGCUGCUCAAGCCGAGCCCGGAGCCCGGCCCCCGCCCGGACGGGCCCGACCGAAACUUCCGUCUGAGCGAGCACCAGCAGGCCCUGGCCGCCACCCGGCCCCGCGCCUCCUCCCCUGAGCCCCCCGCGCCGCGGCCCGCCGAGUCCCCCGGCCGCGCCCCUGCCGCCGCGGCCGCGGCUGCCGCCGGCCCCAAGGACGAGAAGCUGGCCCUGUACCUGGCCGAGGUGGAGCGGCAGGACAAGUACCUGCGGCAGCGCAGCAAGUUCCGCUUCCACAUCAUCCCCGACGGCAACUGCCUGUACCGCGCCGUGAGCAAGGCCGUGUCGGGCGAGCAGAGCCAGCACCGCGAGCUGCGCGAGCAGACCGUGCACUACAUCGCCGACCACCUGGACCACUUCGGGCCGCUCAUCGAGGGCGACGUGGGCGAGUUCCUGAUCGCCGCGGCGCAGGACGGCGCCUGGGCCGGCUACCCCGAGCUGCUGGCCAUGGGCCAGAUGCUCAACGUGAACAUCCACCUGACGACGGGCGGCCGGCUCGAGAGCCCCACCGUGUCCACCAUGAUCCACUACCUGGGCCCCGAGGACGCGCUGCGGCCCAGCAUCUGGCUGAGCUGGCUCAGCAACGGCCACUACGACGCCGUCCUGGACCGCUCGUACCCCAACCCGGAGUACGACAGCUGGUGCCAGCAGACCCAGGUGCAGCGGCGGCGCGACGAGGAGCUGGCGCGCUCCAUGGCCAUCUCGCUGUCCAAGAUGUACAUCGAGCAGAACGCGUGCUCGUGAGCGCGGCCGCCCGCUGGAGAAGAGGCCAGACUGACCUGGGAAUCAGAUAAAACUGAACGUUCCUUAAGCUGAGCGUAUCGUAUCGGAAGUUCCCUGCAGUACUGGCACACUGAACCCAGAACUUCCCCUGCUAUGCCAGAUAACCACUUCAAACUGAUUCAUAUCAACUCCCCGUCCUGAAAGCCAUCCCAGCCCAGAGAUGACCUGAUAAGACUACCAUGUGAUUGCAACUGCCCUGUGCCCACCCCGAGCCCAGUUCUAACUGUGCUCCCAUGUAUACAUGUCCACUAACUUCGGAGGAAUAAAGUCACAGAUAGAACCUAACUGGUUUGUCUUUCUUAGAACAAACUUUGGGGGAAAAGGUUGACUUCUGUUAACAUGGCAAGUACUUCAGUCUUGGGUUAAAAUUUCAAUUUAAAUCACUUUAUUUCUGUUAGGUUUUUCCCUAAAAUUUAUUAAUGCUUAUAGUUUAGGACAACAAUGGAUUAAUAUUAGGGAAGUAGAAACUGGAAUAUUAGAAGUAAUUAACAAGUGAAUAGUCUCCUUCCUGCCAAAGCAGUAUAAUGGUGGACCUUUUCAUUCCAGUAGCAAAAGUACUAUUUGAGGGAAAAGUCUAAGUUUUUUAUAUGAUCCCUUAUUCAUGGUUAAGUUCUUUAAAAAAUUAGCAUUUGGUUUUAUAUUAGAUUAUCUGUUCCAGUUAAUAAGAUCAUAAAUUUAGACCUUGAAGGGACCCCAGACAGUAUUUAGUCUAGAUUCCUGCAGAUUAGGAAACUGAAAAUAAAGGAUGUUAAAUGAAUUGUCCAAGACUACAUGGAUAGUGUCAGAAGCAAAUCUUGAACUGACAAUACUGGCAUAUAUCUGAUCCCAUUAGAUAAUUGUAUUUUCGUUUCCAUAAUUCAUCUCCUGACUUACUAUGGUAUAUCUGGGAAUAAAAAUGAAUGUACUUUCUCUAUUUGAUUCAUAUUUUAAUAUCUUAAUGCUUUAGUCACUCCAUGGUGGUGAUUAUUUUUUAAAAUUGUCAUUAGAGUAUAACACAUUUUUUUUGAUCAAUUAAAACAAGUUUCGAAAAUGAGUCAUUUCCAAAGACAUCUAUGAACUAACUCUGUUAUCUAAAAUUUCCUCUUCAUUUGUUUUCUAAGCUGGCAACUUAUACUAGUUCUCUUGGUAUCUCAAAAUUUUGUGACUCUCAGUUCAAUAAAAACUAUUAAUUCAAA